Messenger RNA from Prorocentrum cordatum, 2102 nucleotides. Lineage: Eukaryota; Dinophyceae; Prorocentrales; Prorocentraceae. The record is from the annotation of a GenBank genome assembly.
AUGAUCCGCGACGCGGUGUGGCUCAGAGGCCCCCCCGCGGAGCGAGCGGCACGCCUCCGGAGCGCCCGCAGCGCCCGGCGUGUGCCGCAGGGGGCCGCCUCCGCGAGCGGCGUGCGGGCGCAGACCAGCGCGGCGGAGCACGCGGUGGCGCUGUACGCCGCGCAGGCACUCAAGGGCAGUUACGUGCCGGCCGCCGGCACCGCCCUCGCGCAGUUUGAGCACGUCUCGGACGCCCUCUUCUCGCUGACAUGGAAUACCAGCGUCCUCGACGGCGGGAAGCACUACAGGCUGUGCGUGGACCUGGACGGCGAUGAGGCCGCCCUGGGUUUCGGCGACGCUGGCAUCGACGUGUACGCCACUCCCGCCUCCGAGUCGCUCACGCGAGCCGUGCUGCCCGAGGACGGGCAGCAAGUGACCGUACGCUGCUCCGCAGGCUGCACUGCUGGCACGCUCGGCCACCUUGUCGACACCCUGGCCUCCGGCGGCUGCAACGACACGGCUGCGACAGACCCUGCUGCCCUCCGGGAGCGACUGGCAGCCCGGUCCGAGCUGCGGUCUUCCGUGUGGGACUUCGACGUCGACGCGAGAGGCCUCCUGGAAGGGUUCCACUACAUCGUCUGCUUGGACCUCGACGGCGCCGAGGACAGCGACCGCGCCGGGGACACCGGCCUCGCUGUGUAUGUGAGCCCAGUGUCGCACGCCGCCGUGACGGCGACGGGCGACAGGGUCGUCAGGCCCGCGCCCGGCCAGCAGCUCAGCCUCACCUGCGCGGGGUGCUCCAGCUCGACAGAAGCCGUGCUGAUGGACACGUGCGCCGACGGCCACGCCGCAGCCUCCGCGGCCGCCGCCUCGCUGGGCGGCCGGGUGGUGGCCGCAGGCCACGGCACGUGGUCGGUGGACGUGGACGGCUUGUCCGGCGCGCAGGUCGGCCGGCACCUGCGGCUGUGCAGCGACCUGGACGGCGCACACGGGCCGCUGCGCACGGGGGACACCGGCCUCGACUUCUACGUGAGCGGCACGGACGUCCUCCGGACGCCCAGCGUCGGGCGCGGCGCGGCCGAGGUGGUCAGCCUGGACUGCGGCGAGGGCUGCUCCGCCGCGUCCACGGCGUACCUCUCGACCAGCUGCGACAGGACGGCGCUGGACGGUGCCAUGCUAAUCGAGAACUCAACGCAGACCCUGUCCUCCAACUUCGCGCCGAAUUCCUCGGGCUGGUGGACCAUCACGCUCAACACCUCCAACGUGACGGCGGGGCAGACGUUGACGCUCUGCACCGACCUGGACGGGUCGGAAACCGCCUUGGGAUUCGGCGACUCCAGCCUGCGGGUGUUCGUGUCGGACGUCGCGGCCGUUGCGAUGCCGGCGACGUGGGAGGAGGCCUCCAAGAGGCUCACCUUGGCCUCCGGGCUGCCGCUGGCCGUGCCGCGGCAGAGCGGCCUGCUGCUCGCGCUGCGCUGCGCGGCGCCGGGCAGCUGCUCCGUGGCCUCGCAGGCCUUCCUCGGCGCCGACUGCUCCGCCAGCGCCUCGCUGCCCGACGGUGUCCGCGCCAACUUCUUCGGCCUUCGGUCGCGAGGCGAGCAGCUCCAGAUGGUGAGGGCGAACGAGGGCCCCGCCGACGGGGGCACCGGCAGGCAGUGGACGGACUACGUCGUGGACCUGGACGCCAGUGGCCUGCUCGAGGGGCGGCACUACUGGCUCUGCUUCGACGCCGACGGCGACGGCGAGGACGCACCGCCCGCCUCGAUCCUCGACCCGGGCUGCUCCGUUUGGGGCCGUGAGUUCCUGCUGGGAUCCGGGGUGGCGACGGGCGCGGCAGCUAUGGCAGAGCCUCGUCUUGCUCCUUUGGCCUCCUUUUCCUCCUCCUCCUCCGAUGUUGAGACCGCAAUGCUGGCAAUCGGCCGGCGUGUACGCUACAACGGAGGCGAUGAAGCGUGUUGUGCAUCGCAGUGGCGUUGAGCAUUGACCCCGACGGUAGCACCGCUGCAAUGAGGACGCUCGGCGGCGAUGCUGCUGGGACGACAGAGAAGUUGGUCCCGAGGAUCAGGCCCGGAUGUGUAGCAGGAAGGACGGUUCGACGCAUGCCAGCGUGGCCGGAGGAGGCG